Molecule: messenger RNA, 270 nt
Organism: Clunio marinus
Lineage: Eukaryota; Metazoa; Arthropoda; Insecta; Diptera; Chironomidae
Source: the annotation of a GenBank genome assembly
AUGAAUUUCAAAUGGCAUUCACUAACUUACAAGUUACGUCAACAAGAGAUUUUCUUCUUACUUGAAAGACAAAAUCUAUUCAUCGAACCUCAAAGAAAAUCUAAGAAUAGAAAAACAAAUAUCGAUCCGGAAAAUAAAGUGAGCGAGCGCACAACAUCGAGAAUUUCUGGUUUUUCAGUGUCGAGGCCUAUGCCAAGGUUCCUGAAACGUAAAACUGCAGAAAAUUCUGAUUCACCAACACAAACAUUUACAAGAGGAAUUCAAUGUUAA